Molecule: messenger RNA, 2699 nt
Organism: Purpureocillium takamizusanense
Lineage: Eukaryota; Fungi; Ascomycota; Sordariomycetes; Hypocreales; Ophiocordycipitaceae
Exons: 4
Coding region: 56-2455 (799 amino acids)
Biological process (GO): transmembrane transport
Molecular function (GO): oligopeptide transmembrane transporter activity
Source: RefSeq, a predicted model, not a curated record
UCACCACCAGAAACCGACACAACAUUCUGCUGCCUGCGUGGGAUAGCCAUCCGCCAUGGUGCGAUCACUUCUUUUUCGGAAGCGCCACGAGGCCGAGGAGAUAACGCCCAUUCCGGGGCCUCUCGAGUCGAAUGCGUCGGGCGUUGAUCACCUGCAGCACCUCCAACAGUUCGAGAAGGCUCACAAGCUGGAUCCGAACCUCCCCAUCGACGAGCUCAAUGAUGUUGAUGCUGCUAUCGCAACCGGCAAUGCCGAGAAGGGCAUCGAAAUUGAGCAUGCCCUCAUGGAGGACAAUAGUCCCUACCCAGAGGUCCGUGCCGUGGUGCGCAACUACGAUGUCGAUGUUCCCGCCAAUACGAUACGCGCUUGGGUCAUCGGCUUGAUUCUUUGCACCGUCGGAUCUGGUGUAAACAUGCUUUUCUCGUUACGCAAUCCGAGUGUCGCCAUCACCACGUAUGUUAUCCAGCUGAUCGCCUACCCCAUCGGUCGAGGCUGGGACCUCAUCAUGCCGGACCGCGAAUGGAAACUCUUUGGUCUCAAGUUCAAUCUCCGGCCCGGAAAGUUCAACUACAAAGAACAUGUCGUCAUUGUUGCAAUGUCAAACGCUGCGUAUGGCGGCGGCGUUCUGUACGCGACGGAUGUACUUAUCGCCCAAAAGGUCUUCUACGGUCAGGACUUUGGUAUUGCGUUCCAGCUUCUCUUCGGCAUUACCACACUCUGCACCGGCUAUGGCCUGGCCGGCCUGGCUCGGCGAUUCUUGGUUUGGCCUGCAGCCAUGAUCUGGCCCGCGGAUCUUGUCAACUGCGCCUUGUUCUACACUCUUCACGACCACUCAAUAUCCGACCCUUCCAAGACCAACGGCUGGUCCAUUGGCCGCUACAGAUUAUUUUUGAUCAUCGGCUGCGGCGCCUUCAUCUACUACUGGUUUCCCGGUUGGAUAUUCAGGGGCCUCUCCGUCUUCGCCUGGGUCUGCUGGAUUGCUCCCAACAACGUUGUCGUGAACAAGGUUUUCGGUGGGCAGCACGGCUACGGCCUUAUGCCUGUGACGUUCGACUGGAGCAUCGUGAGCGGUUUCGUCGGCUCGCCGCUCAUCCCUCCCUUCCAUGCUAUUGCCAACGUUCUUGGAGGCAUCACUGUCUUUUUCGUCUUCGUUUCCAUGGGCAUCCAUUUCAGCGGCACCUGGUACGCCGACUACCUGCCCGUACAGUCCUCUGAGUCCUACGACAACAGGGGCGACAUCUACAAUGUCAGCCGGAUUCUCGACGCCAAUUUCGAGUUCAAUGAGACGGCGUACAAAGAAUAUUCGCCCUUGUUCCUCUCGACGCAAUUCGCCAUGGCGUACGGUCUGUCAUUUGCCGCCAUGUCUGCUGUUAUCAUUCAUGUCGGACUUUAUCAUGGCAAGGAAAUCUGGAGGCAGUUCAAAAUGGCUCGCCAUCAAGAGGACGAUGUUCACAUGCGCCUCAUGAAGAAGUACCGCGACGCUGAGGACUGGUGGUAUGCUGCUCUGUUCGUCGUCAUGGUGGCCAUCUCCUUCGGGGUUGUUGCAGGCUGGCCCACUGGAUUCCCUGCUUGGGCAUAUGUCGUAUGCAUGAUGCUGCCCAUCAUCUGGCUCAUUCCGAUUGGCCUCAUCCAAGCCAUCACCAACAUUCAGCUCGGCCUCAACGUUUUGACCGAAUUCAUCAUUGGCUACAUGGUUCCCGGACGGCCCCUGGCCAUGAUGAUGUUCAAGAACUAUGGUUACAUUUCCAUGUCACAAGCCCUCUACUUCUCUCAGGACCUCAAGCUUGGCCAUUACAUGAAGGUACCCCCUCGGGUCAUGUUUGCUUCUCAGCUUAUUGCCUCAGUCUGGUCGGCCAUCGUGCAGAUUGGAGUCAUGAACUGGGCUGUCAGCAGAAUACCCGACGUGUGCAGCCUUGACCAACCGAACAGCUACUCGUGCCCGAACGGCCGUGUCUUCUACACUGCUUCGGUCGUCUGGGGUGCCAUCGGACCCGCCCGUAUCUUCAGUCAUGGCGCGACGUACGCAUCCUUACAGUGGUUCUGGCUUGUUGGUGCGAUAACACCUAUUGUCACGUGGCUACUGGCCCGGCGCUGGCCCAAGUCCAUCUGGCGAUAUAUCUGCACGCCUGUCAUCUACGGUGGUACGGGACUGCUGCCGCCGGCAACCGUGUACAUCUUUCUCUGCUGGGGCGUCGUCGGCAUUACCUUCAACUACUUCAUCAAGCGUCGCUACACUGGCUGGUGGUUGCAGUACAAUUACAUCGUGUCGGCCGCUUUGGACUGUGGCCUCAUUCUCUCGUCGCUUCUCAUUUUCUUCACGUUGUAUCUGACAAGCCAGAAGAAGCCACAGUGGUGGGGCAAUGUCGGUGCUUUCCAAACGUUGGAUUUCGAGGGCAAGGCCAUUACCAGGCAUCUCAUGCCAGGCGAGACAUUUGGACCCUCGGUAUACCCUUGAGAAGGCCGAUGGGAGAAGGCCGGUAGGCUUUACAGCCCACAAUUGUCAUGCGAGCGAGCUUAUGGUGACUUACUAUUGAAUGCAUUCACCAAACGACUUUUUAUGGACGGAGUCAAGGAGAACUGGGAUACGUUGGAUAUUUGUUUGAGGCUGCGGGACAUGAGCUUGGGCGUAAAAGAUACCUCUCUAAUUGAUGAUUCACGUCAAUUCAACUGUAUCUGACAUGGUGUGGCGUGCGGUUUCG